AUCCGAGGAAUGAAAGACCGCUGCACCAGAACCCGGAAGUGCGCCAGUGUUUGAAAGAUGGCGGAUGUUCCAAGUGAUGCACCAGAGCACUGUCCGGGCACAAGCAGUGACCAAGCUGGGAAAACUUCUGCAUGUCAGGGAUGUCCAAACCAAAAUAUAUGUGCGUCUGGUGCUGCCAAAGACCCUGACCCUGCUAUAGAGGAAAUCAAACAGAAGAUGAUGUCUGUGAAACACAAGAUUCUAGUUUUGUCUGGAAAAGGUGGUGUUGGGAAGAGCACAUUCAGUGCACAUUUAUCUCAUGCCUUAGCUAGUGAUGACUCCACAGAGGUAGCGCUGCUAGAUGUGGACAUUUGCGGACCAUCUAUACCAAAGAUAAUGGGAUUGGAGGGUGAACAGGUUCAUCAAAGUGGCUCUGGCUGGUCUCCAGUGUAUGUGGAGGACAACCUGGCCAUCAUGUCCAUUGGUUUCCUGCUCAGUAGUCCAGAUGAUGCUGUUAUCUGGAGAGGGCCAAAAAAGAAUGGCAUGAUUAAACAGUUCCUGAGAGAUGUGGACUGGGGAGAAGUGGACUAUCUGAUUGUAGACACGCCCCCAGGAACCUCGGAUGAGCACCUGUCCAUUGUGCAGUACCUCAGCGGCGCUGGCAUUGACGGCGCUGUGAUCAUCACCACUCCUCAGGAAGUGUCUUUGCAGGACGUGAGAAAAGAGAUCCGAUUCUGUAAGAAGGUUAAUUUGCCGAUCAUAGGUGUGAUCGAAAACAUGAGUGGCUUUAUUUGCCCUAAAUGCAAGAAUACAUCGCAGAUCUUUCCUCCAACUACAGGAGGGGCAGAAAGGAUGUGUGAAGAUCUAAAUCUCCCUCUUCUGGGCAAAGUACCUCUGGAUCCACGGAUAGGAAAAAGCUGUGAUGAAGGAAAGUCUUUCCUGACUGAAGUUCCAGACUCUCCUGCAGCAAUGGCUUAUCACAGUAUAGUGCAGAAAAUCAAAGAUUACUGUUCUCAUACCCUGUCAGAUGAUCCUUGACGCAGUUUUUGGUGGUGGGGUAUGAAUUCGCAAAUCAGUGUCUAAUGAUUGGUCAGUCAUGAAAAAAGUCAUGAUAAGCAAUCAUCUGAUCAAUAUACAUGGUCACUUUUGAAAAUCAUGAAAGUGAUAUCCUAAAAUAAUUCUGAUGUGAAACCGUGUGCACCCACUUCCUAGAAAAAGAUUUUGAAAACAUGACAUUUAAGUUAUUUAAGUUCUUUUCAAAAAUCUUUAUCUACUUAAUUGUCUAAAAUAGUUUUGAAUGAUGUUAAGAGUCUAUAAUAAAUACCACAAAGAGUUUUACUCUAAUACUAGUCUACAAUCAAUAAAGAUAAAUAUGAUAGAAGUAUAAUUAUAACUAUUAUAAAACUGACAUUGAACUUGGGUACUACAAUAGCAUUUCUUAUGCAUCAUACCAUAAAUAGCCCUUAAGUUUAAUUAUGUUGUAAAUGCUUUGUUCAGAUUUGCUAAUAAAUUUCUUAAGAUAAAAAUU
Molecule: messenger RNA, 1507 nt
Organism: Paramisgurnus dabryanus
Lineage: Eukaryota; Metazoa; Chordata; Actinopteri; Cypriniformes; Cobitidae
Source: RefSeq, a predicted model, not a curated record